GGAAGAAAAUCAAGUUAUUGCUCAGAGAGUGGUACAGGUUGGUUCUUUUUGUAAUUUAACACUCCAUGUUCACGUCGAUCAGGCAAGAAUCAAUCUCUAUAUAAGACAUUCGAAGGCCGCCAAACCGAGCACACAGAAAUGUCGAGAGUAGAGCAAAAGCAGAAGUCUGCAAAGCACCAAAAGUUUCGCGGAGUGAGGAAACGCCAGUGGGGCAAAUGGGUUUCAGAAAUUCGAGAGCCGAGAAAGAAAACAAGGAUUUGGUUAGGUUCUUUUGAAACUCCAGAGAUGGCCGCUCGUGCAUACGAUUGUGCUUGUUAUAGUCUCAAAGGAAGCAAAGCUUUACUGAAUUUUCCCGAUGAAGUCCAUCAACUCCCCACUCCUCACACAUGCACCGCCAAGGAUAUUCGCGAAGCGGCAGCAGCAGCAGCAGCAGCAGCAGCAGCUUCAGCUUGUUAUACUGAAGCUAAUGGUGUAGCCUCAGAGAAGAAUAAUAAGGGGAAGAAGGUAUCAGAAGAAGAGGAGGGUGAUGGUGAUGGUGAUGAUGAUGAUGAUUUUUGGAGUGAAAUUGAACUGCCGGAGUUGAUUAAUUUUACCAAUCGGACGUGUUAUGAAGAUUUCAUGUGGGUUGAUUCUGUAACUCAGCAACAGGUAAUGGGGCUUAAGGCGAUACUCGAUCGAAGCUGAUUAAUUAGGCUUCCCCACCAUCAAAAUUUGUGGAAUAAAUAACAAGGUUUAUGGCAGCUUUUGAAGCUUUUAAUCCUAAUUCUGUAAACGCUAUAUUAAUUAA
Molecule: messenger RNA, 787 nt
Organism: Pistacia vera
Lineage: Eukaryota; Viridiplantae; Streptophyta; Magnoliopsida; Sapindales; Anacardiaceae
Product: ethylene-responsive transcription factor ERF023-like
Exons: 1
Coding region: 139-684 (181 amino acids)
Biological process (GO): regulation of DNA-templated transcription
Molecular function (GO): DNA binding; DNA-binding transcription factor activity
Source: RefSeq, a predicted model, not a curated record